This is a messenger RNA of Fusarium subglutinans, 624 nucleotides long. RefSeq lists its product as uncharacterized. The transcript is spliced from 3 exons. The record is from RefSeq and is a predicted model, not a curated record. Lineage: Eukaryota; Fungi; Ascomycota; Sordariomycetes; Hypocreales; Nectriaceae. The coding region runs from base 1 to 624 and encodes 207 amino acids.
AUGUUUGCGCCUUUCUUCGCUUUCGAUACUCACUCGUCGAUUGUUCUCGACUUGCCUCGACAUCCCAUAGCUUCGCCAUGGAGCCAUCGAGCACGGGCAUCAACCACCGCCAGCCGUAAUGGCACUGUAUUCAAGCUCAUUCGAGACAUUUCGGUACCCAACAGCAAUUGGGCAGCCAUUGCAGAUGCUCCUCAAAGCUACGACCGCCGACAAAGUGCAAGAUGCCAUCACCUGAGCUCAGAAGUCUCAAACCGUACCCCGAUCCAAGCGCCCGACACCCCAGACUCCACGAAUGAUACCGAUGUAUCUGAUCCAAGCCCGACACCUCGACCGGUCGCUGAGGUUUCCCAGCCCGCGAAUACGCAGGCGCCCGAGAGCGAUGACAUCGAUGCCGGCCCAGUCGAAGCCACGUCGGACCUCUGUUAUGAUACCAGUUCCGAGUCUGCGCGGCCGCCCGUGAAGACAACUGCCUCCCAGCCUGUUACAGACCCUAGAACUGACGCUGAGCAACCCCAGGCCGGCGAGAUAAAGAACAGAUCUGGCAAACCCCUUGAUAGCCGCGAAAACCAAGGGCAUACUGUGAGCGUUUCUCAGUUACCUGACAACGCUUCACCCCCUUCUUGA